Sphaeramia orbicularis (orbiculate cardinalfish) is the source of this 2707-nucleotide messenger RNA. It is a transcript of the gene esamb, whose product is annotated as endothelial cell adhesion molecule b. Bases 395 to 1720 code for a protein of 441 amino acids. Gene Ontology annotation, cellular component: plasma membrane; adherens junction. Lineage: Eukaryota; Metazoa; Chordata; Actinopteri; Kurtiformes; Apogonidae. Gene Ontology annotation, molecular function: cell-cell adhesion mediator activity. The transcript is spliced from 8 exons. Gene Ontology annotation, biological process: homophilic cell-cell adhesion. The record is from RefSeq and is a predicted model, not a curated record.
AGGCAGGUGAAAUAAGCUCCUUCAGAUGCGUGCGCGCGCGGGACGAGGCGCGACACAGUCAACUACAGACGGGAAGCGCGAGGAAAGCUGGUUGUGGUGCGCAGAAGAAAACAACCAAAGACGCCUUGAAUGCUCAGUAAAAUGUGUUUAAAGUAAAAGUGGAGCGGAGCCAGCCCGGUGCACUCUGAGAUGUCAGCCGCAGUUUCUCCACGGGAUGGGAAGAGGAGACAGAGCUGCGUUUGUAGCCGUGGUUUCCGUCGCGCGCAGUUAAUUGCUACCUGAAGACAAUUAAGCAGGUGGAGAAGUGGCAGCAGCAGCAGUUUGGGAGUGUUUGGUGUUAACUUUGAAGCUGCUGUCGGUGCAUCCUGCUGGAGCAGACGGUGGAUGUUGCGCCAUGGAGAUAAAGACACUUCGAGCCAUACUGAUGUUAAUAUGGAUUAUUCAAGGUGACACUCGGAGGGUGGAAAUCCCCAGGAAGCAUAUGGAGGUGGUCAAAGGUCAGAUGGUGAUGUUACACGCCUGGUACAGCCCCAACUCAGACAUCAGCAAAAACUCUGUGAUUUGGAACUUUGUGGGAAAUGAAUCCACACAGGUGAUCAACUUUAGCUCAGGUGAGGUCGGGUAUGGCCAAAAUGCAUUCACCAAACGAGUGGGCUUCAGUGUGGCUAUGCCCUCAGCCAACCUCUCCAUCUACAUCAACAACACCCAGGAAUCUGACUCUGGACGCUAUGUUUGCCAUGUCAUCAUCCCUGGAGGUCUUGGCAUUUCCGGAGAGAUGAACCUUAAUGUCAAAGUCCCUCCUUCUCCACCAGUGUGCACCAUGACAGGAAACCCAGUGGUGAAGGGAAACGUGACCCUGAGCUGUAGUUCCAGUCACGGAAAACCAGUUCCUCAGUACAAAUGGACCAAGGCUGCACCCACAUCUGAGGUGUUCUUCUCACCGAUGCAAAAAUGGAGAGCCUGCCCGCAGCCCUUGCUUGUCCUUGGGUUCAUGGAUGAGAGACAAGGCACCCUCAGGCUCAGCAACCUCACUAAAAGCAUGUCAGGGAAGUACAUCUGCCGAGCCAGCAACACCGCCGGCUCUGACAGCUGCUCUAUUAACCUGGAGGUUAUCACCUCUUCCAAUGCAGGGAUGAUUGCAGCAGCUACUCUGGGGUCAGUCGUGGGACUCGUGGCCAUGGUACUUUUCCUCAUAUUCAUACUGAGGAGAAGACAGGACACUGAGGAGGAGAUAGCAAAUGAGAUCAAGGAGGAUGCUCAGGCACCAAAGCGAGUCUCUUGGGCAAAGAGUAACACAGGUUCUGACAUUGUGUCUAAAAAUGGCACGCUGUCGUCCAUAGCCACCAGUCCUCGACCGCGAGACCCCCACCAACCCAACUUUCAUUACCCCUACUCCCCGACCUUAGUUUCAGACACGGGCUCCGUCAUCAACGCCUACCAGCUGAGACCUGGAGAGGCCAACACCUUACAGGGACUUCCAGGAUACAACAUCGGAGGCACUCCUUCACGGAAACACAAGCGGCCUCCCAGUACAAAUGGAGCCCCUCCACAGGUUCUCCGGAGCCCAGGGAUUGCUGUCCCCAACAGGACGGAGGGGGCUCAGCCUCAGGUGCCACCUCCACUCACUGUGUCCCCACAAAUCAGCUCCUCAACCCUGACACGCAUGGGGGCUGUUGCUGUCAUGGUGCCUGCUCAAAGAGAAGCCGGUUCACUGGUGUAACCGGCAGAAGCAUCUCUGCUGGGUAAGAAAGAACAGUGGCUAAUGAAGGAGAGGAAGUAUGCCUUGGAAUGGAAAGCACCUUCUCAAUGAAGACCUGAAAGGUUGUGAGAGGAGAAAAUGUAUCACGGGUGGUUUGUGCUUUGUUUGCACAAUGCCUCGAUUCCCUCUUCAGUUUGUGACUUCAGUUGAUUCAGCACAGUGUGCUUCAUUUCAGUUACUUUUUGUAUGCUGCAUCUGGUUUCAGUAAAGACAAAUGUUUUUUAUUUACACUACAUAGACUUUCAAAAUGGUACCCAGUAGUCUUACAGUUUCAAUUCAGCAGUAUGCAUAACAUGCCAGUUAUUUUAGCAGAGAUGUGUUUGAUGAGAUUUCCUGUCUUGAUACAGUCAACAUUAACAGUAAUGGAUUUUACAAUUCUUGUAUAAUGUAAUGUUUUGGACACUAUGAUUUAUGAUUAAACAAAAUAUAAGACAUGAUCACAAUGUCAUUUUAACUUUACUGUAUCUGGCUGUAUAGAGAAAACUUUUUAUUUUAUUUCUCUCAGGAUAACUGCACUGAAAGCCCAGCAAAAACAUAAUUCAGGUAUUUCGACAAAUGUAUGGAUUUUGUUACCCUAUAAACAACUCACGUGGUUUCAUUCAUGUUUCACCCGAGGGAUGUUUGAAAUGUCAUGAAAUGUACCGAGUCAUUUGAGUUGCCUGUAAUGGAAGAUGGAUUGUAUCCAAAAAUGAGUUAAUGUUAAAGUGUUAAAAUGUUAAAGUUGAUGGUUUCUGAAUGUUUUCAGGUGCGUAGUAUAAGUUGAUAAAAAUUACUGUAAACAUAUCAGGCCAUAGCUGACUGACAUUUCUACACCAACACUGCUGAUGGUCUCAUUUGUUUUAUGGUAAUUUGUCAUAUGACAGUGAUUUAUUGAUGUCGAGAGGCUACAUGUAGCACUUUUCAUGCAGUUUGACAGUUUUUCAAUAAACCAUGUUCUCAAGUGAGUGA